CACAAUGUCGCCCUCCAGACACGCUCCAUCCGCUAUCCAUGCCCUCUAUCGGGUCUUUGUCCUCCCGGCUCUCACUUCCGCCACAGCUCCCGUCACCAAACGGUCCACUUCCGCCGCACAGCUCCUACGACUGUCCGCAACACCCUAUUCCCAUCGUCCCCAUUCAUGCGGUCGCAGCAGAACCUUUACCACCACCACACCGCUCUGCGCCAAGACUCGCGCCGCCGAAGUACGCUCGCAAAAAUGGAACGAAGAAAUCACCGCCCGCUUCAUCCACCUCGUCGACCCGAUCACGAACGCCCUCUCCCCCGAACCCGUCACGAGGUACUCAGUUCUGAGGGAUUUGGACACGAAAACCCAUCGUCUGGUGCAACUCAGUCCCGACCCUCCUCCUGGGAGAAAUUACUCGGAAUUCACACCCACGUGCAAGAUUGUGAGCAAGAAAGAAGCCUACGAAGUUGAGAAACGCGCAAAAGAUUUGGCCAAGGUGAAGAAGAGAGCGAUGAAAGUGAUGGGUGGGGCAGGGUUGAAGACGUUGGAGUUGAAUUGGGCUAUUGAUCAGCAUGAUUUGGGACAUCGGAUGACUCGGUUCAAAGAGUUUUUGCUGGAGGGGAGGAGGGUGGAGAUCGUUUUGGCGGCGAAGAAGCGGGGGAGGAAGGCAUCGAGGGAGGAGUGUGAGGCUGUGUUGGAGAAGGUGAUGCAGGUUGUGGGAGAGGUGGAGGGCGCGAAGCAGAGGGAGGAGAUGCAGGGGAAGAUUGGCGGGUUUGUUACCAUGGUUUUCCAAGGCAGACCCGUGGUCGGCGAGAAUAACGUUGCGAAUGCAAGUACGGGUGCGGAUGAGGAAGGGGAUGAGGAUGAGGGUGAGAUUCAAGAGAAGAAGCGGAGGAAAAGAUGGGACCAGAAUGCUCCAGAGACUCUCAGUACAGCUGUGGAAGGGUCUGGGGUUCGAGAUGGAGAAGUGAAGUGAAGUGUUCUUGUCUCAUGCAGACCGUGAAGCCGCAUAAUAUUACUGCUGCAUAGUUUCGCUCACCGGCUUUGACCGAGUCUCUCGAAUGAAAGUGCGACAUCAGCUUGAACCGGCCACAGAAACGACAGUCAGUCGAUGACCAGAUUCGAUUGUACCACUGGGUAUGCUCGAAUUACCAUCCUCCAGGGAUGGACUUUUGACACACAGACUGAUGCCCUCGAGUCGCGUCGUCGGUCGACAUGCAACCCAAGAGAGGCGCGCCAGAACUAUACCUUUGCAAACUGACUGUUGGACCCUAAGUGCGACAAAAUAGCUCCGUCUCUACGUUCUUCUGGUCUCCAUACUCCGAGUUGCGAAGAGGACUCAGUAAUACAUUUGAAAUAGCGCAAGAGCAAAGGGUCAAUCCUUUCGCCAUAUCUGGUUUCUUGUGAUGUUGCCGGCGAUGGGCGGCCACCACUCGAAUGACGCUCUUGCGUGGGGAGUAUCGUAAGGGCCAGUCUGUUGAGUCUGCACAUAGUCGCGCCAAUGAUAGCGACUGUGUGGCCUUAUUAGCAGGCCCUCGAUAAUUAUUCAAUGCCGCCUCAGUGGUCGCAUGUGUAUAUACCAAGUGGCGCUAGAAUUGGGUCUGUGGCCCCACCUCCAGGUAUCGGCCUGCACGCCCUCCACAACCAGCCAGAAAAUCAUGAUCUUCGUCGAGGAGCCCCAGAACCAGCUAGCUACUAGUGCCAGCUGAAACGAUGAGCAGUCCUGCGGUGGCACGCUUUCUAUUCCAUUGACUGUCCUUUAGUGCUGUGAGGAAAGCUGCCAGCCAAGCGCUCUGUGCUCCGAAAGCUAAUGUUAUACAUAACAGCACAGCCAUACUGGAAAGGCAAGAGAAAUCUACAUCUACUACGUCGGCUUACUUCGAACGACGGGAUGGAUGAUCGCUCUUCAACCCUGGCACUGGACUUUGGAAAUUCUGUCUCGGAUCAGCCUACUAAGUAAUCGGAGCCCGCUUAGUCUCGGCCAAGGUUGGGCAAGAUCCUAGUACAAUGCAAACUGCGUCAAUUUCUGCAAGGACGACAAAUCCGGAAAAAAUGUGCUACCAAUAAACUGCCAAAUGAAGAAGUUCAAAGCCUUGUGAUUUGUCGAUACUACCUCCUAUGACACAGGCUCAGGCGUUCAGCUACCUUCUCGGGCAACGGUGUCCAAAUUCUGUCGGAUAUCUGCCGGAGUGCCAAGUGGUUUGACUAUAGCAUAGGAGACUAUACCCUGCAACAACUCAUUUCGAACUAGACUCAAACUAUCGC
Messenger RNA from Sphaerulina musiva SO2202, 2256 nucleotides. RefSeq lists its product as uncharacterized. Gene Ontology annotation, cellular component: mitochondrion. Lineage: Eukaryota; Fungi; Ascomycota; Dothideomycetes; Mycosphaerellales; Mycosphaerellaceae. Gene Ontology annotation, molecular function: translation initiation factor activity; ribosome binding. The transcript has a single exon. Bases 5 to 967 code for a protein of 320 amino acids. Gene Ontology annotation, biological process: mitochondrial translational initiation; ribosome disassembly. The record is from RefSeq and is a predicted model, not a curated record.